This is a messenger RNA of Penicillium hordei, 771 nucleotides long. RefSeq names its product 40S ribosomal protein eS1 (gene rps1). Gene Ontology annotation, biological process: translation. NCBI's taxonomy places the organism in Eukaryota, Fungi, Ascomycota, Eurotiomycetes, Eurotiales, Aspergillaceae. The record is from RefSeq and is a predicted model, not a curated record. Gene Ontology annotation, cellular component: ribosome; cytosol. Gene Ontology annotation, molecular function: structural constituent of ribosome. The transcript is spliced from 5 exons. The coding region runs from base 1 to 771 and encodes 256 amino acids.
AUGGCUGUUGGAAAGAACAAGCGCCUAUCUAAGGGUAAGAAGGGUAUCAAGAAGCGCACAGUCGACCCCUUCACCCGCAAGGACGAGUACUCUGUGAAGGCUCCUUCCACCUUCCAGACCCGCGAUGUCGGCAAGACUCUGGUCAACCGCACCAGCGGUCUGAAGAACGCCAACGACUCCCUCAAGGGCCGUAUCUUCGAGGUCUCUCUCGCCGACCUCCAGAACGAUGAGGACCACGCCUUCCGCAAGGUCAAGCUCCGCGUCGACGAGAUCCAGGGCAAGAACUGCCUGACCAACUUCCACGGUCUCGACUUCACCACCGACAAGCUCCGUUCCCUUGUCCGCAAGUGGCAGUCCCUGAUCGAGGCCAACAUCACCGUGAAGACCACUGACGACUACCUCCUCCGCCUGUUCGCCAUUGCCUUCACCAAGAGACGCCCCAACCAGAUCAAGAAGACCACCUACGCCCGUUCUUCUCAGAUCCGUGCCAUUCGCAAGAAGAUGACCGAGAUCAUCCAGCGCGAGGCCUCCACCUGCACUCUCUCCCAGCUCACCCACAAGCUCAUCCCCGAGGUUAUUGGCCGUGAGAUCGAGAAGUCCACCCAGGGCAUCUACCCCCUGCAGAAUGUCCACAUUCGCAAGGUUAAGCUCCUCAAGUCCCCCAAGUUCGACCUCGGUGCUCUCCUGUCUCUGCACGGAGAGUCCUCGACUGAUGACAAGGGACAGAAGGUUGAGCGGGAGUUCAAGGAGACCGUCCUCGAGAAUGUUUAA